Molecule: messenger RNA, 3063 nt
Organism: Harmonia axyridis
Lineage: Eukaryota; Metazoa; Arthropoda; Insecta; Coleoptera; Coccinellidae
Gene: INTS7
Product: integrator complex subunit 7
Exons: 14
Coding region: 66-2945 (959 amino acids)
Biological process (GO): snRNA 3'-end processing
Cellular component (GO): integrator complex
Source: RefSeq, a predicted model, not a curated record
GACAGUUAAAUAUAACCUCAACUUCUACUGAAAACAAAAAUAAGAUUCCUUCGAGUAUUAUCAAAAUGAUGGGAAUAAGAAUGAAUGCCUUCGGUGAAUCGGGACUAGGAGAACCAGAACAAGAUGCUAAUUCUGCCCUUACAGAGUUAGAUAAAGGUUUACGUUCUGGCAAAGUGGGUGAACAAUGUGAAGCUAUAGUAAGAUUCCCUAAGCUCUUUGAGAAAUAUCCAUUUCCUAUACUCAUAAAUGCGUCGUUAUUAAAACUUGCAGAUGUAUUUCGUAUGGGGAACAACUUUCUUCGACUUUGCGUUCUUCGAGUGUGCCAGCAGAGUGACAAACAUUUGGAUAAAAUCUCAAACGUAGACGAGUUUGUCAGGAGAGUAUACAGUGUAUUGCACUCUAACGAUCCAAUAGGGAGAGCUAUAACUUUAAGAACAUUUGGAGCAGUAGCAGCCAUUAUUCCAGAGAGACAACAGAUUCAUCAUAGUAUUAGAAGAAGUUUAGAUUCACAUGAUAAUGUUGAAGUGGAAGCUGCUAUAUAUGCUGCUGUUCAAUUUGCUGCUCAAUCAAAAACAUUUGCAGUCAGCAUGUGUAACAAAGUUUCUGACAUGAUUCAAGGUCAGACCAUUCCAGCUAAUAUGAAGUUGCAACUGAUUCCAAUUUUGCAAUAUAUGCAUCAUGACACGAGUACAGCAGCAAUGGUUAGAGAUCUAUGUCUGAAAUUGUUACCAAGCUACCCUUCCACAGAUUUUGUUCUUGUUACACUCAACACAUUGACACAACUAGCUGCUACAACUCUUGUAGAUAUACCAACACAGAUCUAUCUUCUAAUUCAUUAUUUGAAAAUUCAUCCAAGUUGGGAAAUACAAUCAAAGUGUCUACAUUAUUUAUAUCAGUUGGCAAAACCUGGUUCGCAUUUGUGGCCCCCCGGAGCUAUAAAUGAUAUAAUAGAUCUUGCUGAAAAUACAUCUAAAAUGAAAUUUCUGACUUUAACUUUGCGAGUUAUUCAAGUGUUAACGGAAUCUCCAAGAAUGUGUCAUGACCACAUAUCGCUUAGAUCAAAACUAAGAAUGCUUUGCAGUAAAAACAGCUACUCACCUCAUCCAUCCAUUGCUGCUCAGUCAAUUCAAAUAUUGACCCAAAUCUUAUGUUACUGUUAUAAAGAAGGUAUUGAUGUUGUUGGUGCUGGUCAAGUCAUAUCGGCUCUUGAAACCUUGAUUUUACUCUUAACAUUCAGUAAUGAGAAGAAACCAACUGAAUUGAAAAUUGCUUUGAAAUGUGCGGUUAGAUUGUGCGAGUCAAAGCAGGAGUAUUGUGAAACAUUUGUUGAACUGUUGGGUACCAGGUUGGACAAUAUCAACAGUGAUUAUAUAAUUAUUCUUUGUGAAACUCUUGGUGCUAUUGGAGGAUUGAAAUCUGAUGCUCUGCUUACACUCGUAAGCGAUAUUCUUUCUCUACUUCAUGCUUUAGCAGAUAUCCAAAAUCCUACUUCACAACAAAUCCAAACCAAAAUUAUGUUGUGUACAUUAAUUUUUCAAACAUUGAGUGGAUACACUUGGAACAAAGACACUGAAGAUUCAAUAUUUAAGGUAGUCGCAAACAAUAACUUGUGGUCAAACUAUUGUAUAGCAAGAGCUGCAGUGAGAUAUGGCCAUCACAAAAUUGCAAUAAGCAUAUUUAGUGACCUAAAAGAACAAGUUAGUUCAGAACAUUUUCAUUUCUGGCUGGUGUGUCUCAAAGAAAUGUCUGAAGCUGAAGCAGAACUUUAUGGAGAAGAUCCCAAUUCCUUGGUCACUAGGUUGGAUAGUGCCAUCAUUCAUUAUAAUAAAGCCCUAGCGGCUCUCAAGGCAGCUAGUACACCGUCUCAUACCCUUCAGUUUCAAACCGAGUACAUGAAGAUACGAACAGAGUUCCUGCAAUGUCUGGUGCAAUUGAUAUAUACAUGUAAUAUUCUAUGUAUUGUACCUCCACCUGCAAUAGCUGCCACUAUUGUACAGAAUACCAGGGACGAAUUCCAAAGAAACGGUUAUAUCACAAAUCAACUGAGGAAGUGCGCUGUGGAGUUCAAAAACUGCGGAGAACUAUACUGGAAGCUGUACCAGACAGCUUUCGAUUCUGAUCCAGCAACACUGGAAAAUAUGCAAAUAUUACAACAGCUCUGCGGCUUGGUGGAACAAUGCGUUAACAGCAUUUGUCAUAGCAGCGGAGUGAACAUUGCAAAGGAAGAACCUAUCGAAUUUUGUUUGCAAAGUAUUAGACUUGAGUCCCAACAGUUAAUCAAAGCUUGUCAAAAUGCCGCCCAAAUUUCAAAUGCAAUUACGCAAGAUGCAAACGUUGCUACCAUAACUCACAAACAAGUAGACCUUCUGAAAAAAGUUGUGGAGGUGCUGGCUAAUGCUUCUCUUCCCAUACCAAGGUAUUUCUUCCAAGUUCUUCAAGCUACCAGUUUAAAACUGGCAAUUUCUCCUCAGCCAAGGGUUAUGGGUGAAUUCAUUAGCGUACAGGCUGGAUCUCAAUUGGCGGUGAAAGUGGAGGGAGUUAUUCAGCAUGGUAGUAAGCCGGGACUAUUUAGGAAAAUAAAGGAAGUUGUCGUGAUGGUUACAUCCCAAUUUCAAAACAAUCCAAAAGGAAAAGAUGCAGAAACGAAGAAUCUGGAAACAAGUUUAGUAUUGACUCAAACAGUAAGUCCGCACAAAGACUUUUUCACUGCCCAGUUUUUGUUGGCUUUUCCAAGAGGUGGCCAGUACCUUUUAGUGGUAGAUGCUUCUGUGAUAGAUGAGCAAAGUAACACCUGGAAGACGGGACCUCGAUCUUCCUUAACUGUUAAAAUACCAGAAGAGCCCAAACCAGUCCCAAUAUCAAUACCGGGAGCUCAGAUGAAUUCUAAUGUGAUUGAGGUGCCAGAGACCAUUCAACUUAUGAGGCCACAUCAAAAAAAUAUUUGAAUAGUUUGUAAGGCAAUUUAUGUAUGACUUCAAAUAUAUGAAUUAUAAUUUUUGAAUCCGAAAGCACACAGUUGAUAUUUUAUAUAUUUUAGAAAUAAAACUAAUACAAAAAUAUGAA